Messenger RNA from Chenopodium quinoa (quinoa), 2472 nucleotides. Its product is annotated as interferon-induced, double-stranded RNA-activated protein kinase-like. Bases 1509 to 1985 code for a protein of 158 amino acids. The transcript has 5 exons. Gene Ontology annotation, molecular function: protein kinase activity; ATP binding. Gene Ontology annotation, biological process: protein phosphorylation. The record is from RefSeq and is a predicted model, not a curated record. NCBI's taxonomy places the organism in Eukaryota, Viridiplantae, Streptophyta, Magnoliopsida, Caryophyllales, Amaranthaceae.
UUGAAAUAUGAUAUAACUUUCCAUUAUCAUAUUAGCUCCUCGUUUGAAGCCUAUCAGCAACCCGCAUGUUUUAACAAAUAUAAAAAUUAAAAAAGUCACUCCACGGCUCCUACGAACCCACGGCUCACUCAUUCUCCCUGCAGCCCGCACCUCCGAACCCCACAACCACCACCGACUAAUCACCGUCGCCGGCGACCUCUUUUCGCCACCCUUCAAUCACUCCAUCACCUCCAAUUCACCUCUUUUCCCCAAUCACACCCUUUGCAUAAACCCUAACUUUCUCAAUUGAAAUAGGGGCUUUUGAUUUCAUUCACAUUGAAGCGCACUAAGAGUUCUCCAUUGAAGCGCACUCAGAGUUCUCCAUUGAAGCCGCCUCUCAAUUUCAGUUUCUUUUUCUUCAAUUUUCAAUUGAUUUCUGCAUUUCAUCUCUCUUCCAUUCUUUCUACCCCGAUUCAAGGUCUCAAAUAUAUUUCUCUUCCCCACUUUUUGAAUUUCAGAAGCAAUUAAUUCCUUAUUUUGAUAUUCUCUUCAUUCGGAAGUAUUACAAUAUAAUUGCGUGAGGAUUUUAUAUUUUUCUUGAUAAUAUCGGUACUACAAUGAGAGGAAAUUUCAGUUGUUGCAAGUUAGUUUGUGGUGCAAUGGUUCCUUUGGAUUUGUUGUUCUACUUGAUAAUUCAAUUUUCUUCACGAUUUAAAAUCAAUUUUGUUUAAACAUGUUUCAUUUAAAAUUUCAAAUUACCUUCAAUUAUUAGAUUCUAUAGUGAUUUCGAAGUAUAUCGGCUGAUUUGUUGAUUGUUGCUGCUUUCUUUCUUAUUCGGAUUGAUCAGUAUUAUAACAAGAUUUGCAAGCGGGAGAUUGUUAAUAUUAUUGCUGAAGAAUUAAGGUUGAUUAUCGAUUUUUCUGAAUUUACUUCGGUUUGAAUUAUUGAUGUUCAAUUUCUGCGAAUUGUAUCGGCUGUUUUGUUGAUUGUUGCUGCUUUAAUAUUGGCCUGUUAAGAGUCUGGAUUAUUGAUUCUUGUUUGUUUUCCUCUUAUUUUAUGCUUUUAUUAUUAUACAGUAUUAUUAUUAUUUGAUAGAAAGGAUUAAUUUGUGAACAGGAGAUGAUGAUAUUUUGUCCUAAAUCCGGAAAAUCAAUUAGAAAGUCCGAAACUGGAUCAAAGGGGUUAGAAUCUAGACUCCUGACUGAAUUUGAUGAAAUUCGGAAAAUCGGGAGCGGUGGAUUUGGCGUGGUUGUUAGAUGCAUCAAUAAAUUGGAUAGGAAGGAAUAUGCAGUAAAAAAGAUAAUCCUGGAUGCUGGUGAAGCUUGCUAUGACAUUGUCAUAAAUGAGGUUCUCUGUUUAGCAGAGAUAUCUCACAAUAAUAUUCUGCCUGGAUAGAACCCUCAAUUGUGGGUUUGUAUGAGGAUUCUGACGAAUCCAUUGAAGCUGAAGAUGAAGCAGAGGCUCCUUGUUUGUACAUCCAAUUAGAAUUGUGUAAUACAUCCUUAGACAAGAUUCUCAAGGAAAAAAAAAUGGAGGUUGAAGAGUUAUGGAGUAUGUUUAAGCAAAUUGUUAGUGGUUUGGACCACAUUCACUCAAAAAAGAUUAGGCACGGUGAUCUCAAACCUUCCAAUGUUUUUCUUAAAGGCAAUGUGGUCAAAAUUGGUGAUUUUGGACUAGCAUGUUCCUUAAAAGAAGCUACAAACUUUCCUAUUGCAAGAGGCAUAUACACCGCACCCGAACUGAAAUCGCCAGAAAAGCCAUUCACUCUAUAUUCUGAUAUGUUCAGUUUAGGUAUGAUUCUGUUAGAAAUGUUGGUUGGAUUUGAGUUUGGCACAAGCCAAGAAAAAUUUGAAGUUCUCGGAGAUCCUGAAAAGAGAACUGAAUACUUGGUGAAAGCAUGUUUGGAUGGUUUUAAGGAAGAUAUAAUCAGAAGUCUACUUGAAGAGGAUUUUAAUGAAAGGCCUGACACUUCAAUGAUUCUUGAGCUUUUGAAGGAAGACACCUAGGAUGAAAUCUUGGUGGUUGUGGAUAGAUGCAACGUACCUCAGUGAUUCUCUCCUUUUUGGCAUUUGAUGAUAUGGAAUGUAUAGAGAAGACUAAUCACACCAUCACAAUAGUCGUCAUUCUUUAGAACUGUUGUUGGGUGUCAUAUUGUUUUUGUACCUAAGCUAGAUACUUCGCAUAUAAUAGCAAUUUGUCUACCUAAGCUAGAUACUUCGUAUAUAAUAGCAAUUUGUCUACCUAAGCUAGAUACUUCGUAUAUAAUAGCAAUUUGUCACUAUGUUAUUUAGCAAGGCCACUGUAGCUCUUCAUCACAAUAUUGCUGGUAAAUGACCAUAUAGCAGCCUUCUCUCCAAAAAGAGAAAGAGAAAGAGGUAAUGUGUACAGAUAUGUGACAUUGAAGAUUGCAAUGUGUGGAAUUGUGGAUGCUAAAUACCUCUUAUGAAUCUUUCUCUUUGAACUAUUUUCAAGGAAUGCAAAUGUUGAUUUACA